CCUACUCUCUCUCUCUCUCUUAAUUCUACACAUAAUUUUUUUUUUUGGGGGGGGAUGGAGUUCCAUGGUCACAUUUCCCCUAUUGAUUGUGUUCUCUUAGAUCUUGAUGACACUUUGUAUCCCUCCACAACUGGUAUUGCAGGAGCUUGUAAGCAUAAUAUUGAAGAGUUCCUCGCAAAGAAAUGCGGUGUGUCUGCAGAAAGAGCUCGCUCACUCCGCGUCGAGCACUUCCGCAACUACGGCAGUUCCCUCGCAGGCCUCAUUGCACUCGGUUACGACGUUCAUCCAGAUGAGUAUCAUAGCUACGUGCACGGAAACUUACCGUACGAGCAAAUUGCACCAGAUCCACAGUUAGUAAAGUUGCUGAGGAGUAUUCCUCAACCCAAAAUAUUAUUUACGAAUUCAGAUCAGGCGCAUGUGCAAAAAGUGCUAAAAAGACUAAGCAUCGACGAGGACUGCUUUCAGGGGAUCGUGUGCUUCGAGACGUUGAACCGCCAUCUCUUCCAGGAGGUCAAAGGGGACGCAACUGCGGCUUCUGCAAAAGUGACUUUAAAGCCGUCGGCUGCCGCCAUAGAAGCAGCCGUCGGCUUUACUGGUUUCGAUCCCCGUCGUACUCUGUUCGUGGAUGAUAACGAGAGGAACAUCGCCGCAGGAAAAGCCGUAGGGCUUAUAACCGCACUGAUUGGAAAGAGGGCGAAGACGAAUGAAGCAGACUACUUGCUCAAUAACAUUCAUGAUCUGGGCCGAGUCGUCCCGCAAAUGGGGUUGCGGGGCGUGUUAAAGGAGGAGGAGAAGGAGAAAGAGGAAGGGGUGGAUAAGAUGAGAUCCGAGUUGGGUUCCAUUAGACCACCACCCACCCCAAUUCAGGCCUGAGUGGAUUACUAGUCACCACUUUGGCUUAAUUAACAUUUGUUAAUGUUAAUUGUUAAUCCUCACUUUGCUAAAUCUUAGGUAAAAGCGUACGUAGACCCCUCGACUAUAGCCCAUUCUGAAGUAGCCCGCUCAAUUUCGUUCUCUCAGCUUCUAAUUUUUUGAAAUUAAGAGAUUUCGGUUAAAAAAGAUUAAAAACUUUAUCAAAUUUAGUUAUCUAUUGAAUUUGAUAAAAAAUUUAACUUAAUAAAGUAUAAAAAUUUUUAAAAAAAAUUAAAAAGAAGAUAGGUAGUUGAGGAGGCUGCUUUAGAAGGGCCUAUUGUUGAAGGGGAUAUUUUUUACAUUUUUACCUAAAUCAUGUGGAUGUGGGACAAAAUAAAUUGGCUUUGGUGGUGACAGUGACACCUCUCCACUUGUGUUGUUGUUAUUAUUCUCCUUUAAUGCAUUGCUGACACUAUGACAUUUGGCUGCUUUUGUUUUGUUAUAGUCAUGUAUGAGAACAGUGAUGUGAAUAAAGCAAAUAAAAUUUGGGGCCAAUGAUGCUUUCUAUUGUGUU
This is a messenger RNA of Ananas comosus (pineapple), 1426 nucleotides long. RefSeq lists its product as uncharacterized. The record is from RefSeq and is a predicted model, not a curated record. Lineage: Eukaryota; Viridiplantae; Streptophyta; Magnoliopsida; Poales; Bromeliaceae. The coding region runs from base 55 to 873 and encodes 272 amino acids. The transcript is spliced from 8 exons.